Molecule: messenger RNA, 2986 nt
Organism: Suncus etruscus (white-toothed pygmy shrew)
Lineage: Eukaryota; Metazoa; Chordata; Mammalia; Eulipotyphla; Soricidae
Gene: HSP90AA1
Product: heat shock protein 90 alpha family class A member 1
Exons: 11
Coding region: 168-2366 (732 amino acids)
Biological process (GO): protein folding; cellular response to heat; protein stabilization
Cellular component (GO): myelin sheath; perinuclear region of cytoplasm; cytosol
Molecular function (GO): ATP hydrolysis activity; ATP binding; ATP-dependent protein folding chaperone
Source: RefSeq, a predicted model, not a curated record
GGCGGUUGGGGCGGAGCUUCCGGAAGGUUCGGGAGGCUUCUGGAAAAGGCUCCGCGCGCUGGGCGGGCCCGCUGCUAUAUAAGGGCGGCGCGGGGGCGGCCGGCCAGUUGCUCCGGCGUCCGGGUCCCGCGUGAGCUCGAACGAUCGCAGACGGUGCUUUCGCCAAGAUGCCGGAGGAGACGCAGAUGCAAGAGCAGCACAUGGAGGAGGAGGAGGUGGAGACGUUCGCCUUCCAGGCGGAGAUCGCGCAGCUCAUGUCCCUCAUCAUCAACACUUUCUACUCCAACAAAGAGAUCUUCCUGCGGGAGCUCAUCUCCAACUCGAGCGACGCCCUGGAUAAGAUUCGCUACGAGAGCCUGACGGACCCCAGCAAGCUGGAUUCGGGCAAGGAGCUGCACAUCAACCUGCUCCCCAACAAGCAGGACCGCACGCUCACCAUCGUGGACACGGGCAUCGGCAUGACCAAAGCCGACCUCAUCAACAACCUGGGCACCAUCGCCAAGUCGGGGACCAAGGCCUUCAUGGAGGCGCUGCAGGCGGGCGCCGACAUCUCCAUGAUCGGCCAGUUCGGCGUGGGCUUCUACUCGGCCUACUUGGUGGCCGAGAAGGUGACGGUCAUCACCAAGCACAAUGACGACGAGCAGUACGCCUGGGAGUCAUCCGCCGGUGGCUCCUUCACAGUCCGGACUGACGUAGGUGAGCCAAUUGGCCGUGGGACAAAGGUGAUUCUGCAUCUAAAAGAAGACCAGACCGAGUACCUGGAGGAGCGCAGGAUAAAGGAGAUUGUCAAGAAACACUCCCAGUUCAUCGGCUACCCCAUUACUCUAUUCGUGGAGAAGGAACGUGAUAAGGAAGUCAGUGAUGAUGAGGCUGAGGAGAAGGAAGAGAAAGAAGAGGAGAAAGAGGAGGAGGAAAAGGAAUCUGAGGACAAGCCUGAGAUAGAAGAUGUCGGUUCUGAUGAAGAAGAGGAAGAAAAGAAGGAAGGGGACAAGAAGAAAAAGAAAAUUAAGGAGAAGUACAUUGACCAUGAAGAACUGAACAAGACAAAGCCUAUUUGGACCAGGAACCCAGAUGAUAUCACUAAUGAGGAAUACGGGGAAUUCUACAAGAGCCUGACCAACGACUGGGAGGACCACCUGGCAGUGAAGCACUUCUCAGUUGAAGGACAGCUGGAAUUCCGAGCUCUUCUCUUCGUCCCCAGACGUGCGCCCUUUGACCUUUUCGAAAACCGAAAGAAAAAGAACAACAUAAAGUUAUAUGUCCGCAGGGUCUUUAUUAUGGAUAACUGUGAGGAGCUGAUCCCAGAAUAUCUGAAUUUCAUUAGAGGUGUCGUGGAUUCUGAGGAUCUCCCUUUAAAUAUUUCCCGGGAGAUGCUGCAACAAAGCAAAAUAUUGAAAGUUAUUAGAAAGAACCUGGUCAAAAAAUGCUUAGAGCUCUUCACUGAACUGGCAGAGGAUAAGGAGAACUACAAGAAGUUUUAUGAACAGUUCUCUAAAAAUAUUAAGCUUGGGAUCCAUGAAGAUUCUCAGAACCGGAAGAAGCUUUCUGAGCUGCUUCGCUACUACACAUCCGCCUCAGGAGAUGAGAUGGUUUCUCUCAAGGACUAUUGCACCAGGAUGAAGGAAAACCAGAAACACAUCUACUACAUCACAGGUGAAACUAAGGACCAAGUGGCCAACUCGGCUUUUGUGGAGCGCCUUCGGAAGCAUGGCCUGGAGGUGAUCUACAUGAUUGAGCCCAUCGAUGAAUACUGCGUACAGCAGCUGAAAGAAUUUGAAGGCAAGACACUGGUGUCUGUCACCAAGGAGGGCUUGGAGCUGCCAGAAGACGAAGAGGAGAAAAAGAAACAGGAGGAGAAAAAGACAAAGUUUGAAAAUCUCUGCAAAAUCAUGAAGGACAUCUUGGAGAAGAAAGUGGAAAAGGUGGUUGUCUCCAACCGGCUGGUGACGUCCCCGUGCUGCAUAGUCACGAGCACAUACGGCUGGACGGCCAACAUGGAGAGAAUCAUGAAGGCGCAGGCACUGAGGGACAACUCGACCAUGGGCUACAUGGCAGCCAAGAAGCACCUGGAAGUGAACCCUGAUCACUCAAUCAUCGAAACCCUGCGGCAGAAGGCUGAAGCUGACCAGAAUGAUAAGUCGGUCAAGGACCUCGUGAUCCUACUCUAUGAGACGGCGCUGCUUUCCUCGGGUUUCAGCUUGGAGGACCCCCAGACCCAUGCUAACAGGAUCUACAGGAUGAUCAAGCUGGGGCUUGGUAUCGACGAGGACGACCCUGCAGCUGAUGAGAGCACUGCCACUGUCACCGAGGAGAUGCCCCCACUUGAGGGGGACGAUGACACCUCCCGCAUGGAGGAGGUGGACUAAGGGGCCCCUAUAGGUCCCCUGCCCCCCCCCCCCAGCCCUGGCUCAGUUUCCGUACCCUCCCCAUUCAUGACAACUUUCUUUAUUUUUGUUAAGAUUAAAAACAGCUGUAUGGCAUGGCCUAAACUACUGCUUAGGGAGGAGAUAAGAUUUCUUUCGACUUCUAAGUGUGAUACUGUGACCUCUUAGCUUAGCAGCUAGAGCAAACCUAGUGAGUUUUGUGUUGGCUUCUUUUCCCAGAGCGUUAUAAGAUGUAAGUAUGUGAUCUAGUGUUCCUUUGUGUUCUAAAGCAGUGAGCGACCAAACAGAUUCCUUAACUGACCAAACCUUCUGUGACUGAACUAUGGAGAUCUGUAUCUUCAUGUUAGAGGGAUUCUUCUGACCAACCAUAGACCUUUGUCACCUGUCCCUGUUGUUCAACUGCAUGUCCCGGGCCUCUAGAAAUGAGUGUUAUUAUUGCGCUGGCCCAGCCAUAGAGCUUGUUUCCCAAAGAAAAAGACUGUUGAGCGCAACGCCACAUCCCCAGGCAUGUUGUAAAGCUGUUUGCAAGCAGCUCCACAAUUGUUGAUGGAAAUACAGUGUCUUGCUUCAAGGGGCAACAAUACAAAGGAAUUAAAUUAAAA